UUGAAUUUCUAGACGACGACGUCCACGCGGGGACACAAUGGCGAAGGAAGAAAUACUCGGAGUAUGCGCAUUCAAUGCUCCUCUGGAUAUGGAAGUGAAGAACUGCUUCUACUUGCCGCAAGCACCUGGACGGGUUGUUUUCAGUAUUGGAUCCCGUGAGGAUGCAGCAAUCGAGUCGAUGUCGAUUACACUAGAUCAAGAGCACGCUGUACCUGCCGCCCAUGCAAAUGUGGCAUCUGUUUCUGCCAUCUCGCACAAUGGGCUUGACCUGGAGCUUCAGGGUCAUAUCGAUGGCAGUCUUCACUUGAUGCACAUCCAGGAUCAACGAGUGCUCUUUCGUUACGAGGUGACCAAGAACACCGACCCGAUCACUCAAGUGUCGUUACACUCGGUGGGUUCGAGUCUGGAAAUUAUAGUGCUGCUGUACAGUGGCAAGCUCAUGGCGGUCGAAGGGCUUUGCUUGGAAGAUGUCCUACAAUUCCCUCCAGUGCCGAUGGCGACAAUUCUUCCCGCAGUGCGAUUCCGAGUUGGUACCGUCGGUCCUUGUCACAAAUAUCCAUCUUUGAUGCAGAUUCGUCGUACAUCCGCGUGUACAGACGUCGUGAUUGGAAACCACGGCGAAUCUUCCAUCAGCCGAUGGACUGCGAGCACAACGACUUCCCCCGACGGAAAGGCGUUCAACACUUUUGCGGAUCAAGCCAAUGUCAGCUGUAAUUCGUUCCCUUCACUUCAGAAGGUCCAUAUCGGGAGGUCAGGAGAGGUUAUCGUUGCUGUUUCCGACAAUACCAUUGCAUGGUGUGAUGCCCAAUCCUUGGGGCUGCUUUAUGAGCAUUCGAUCGCUCCUCGCGUUAUUCAGAGCUCUGUGUGUGUUGGCGACGGAUGGACGGUUGUGUAUGCAACGUUGAGUUCAGAGGCUAGGUCAGAAAUUUUCAUGGUGAGCGUCGCGUACAGAAGUCCUCAAGGAUCGACAGUGUCGAUUCAAUCGUGUGGCUCGUUUCCAUACAUUUCCACGUUCUUAUUCUCGAAAGGUGACAGCCUCGUCGUUGGUGGAUUUGCAAGGGAGGGCCUCACAGUGCUUCAAAUUGAACUGGAUGAAACUCCAUCGUCCUAUGCUUCCAACUCCCUUCCGUCGAAGUCACUGAACGACCUCUUUCGGGAUAUGCAGCUUCCAACAUGCACUGUUUCACGAGAGGAAUUUCAAACGGCAUUGUGGACUGCCCUGGAUAUCAAUCACGACCAAGUCGCCAUUUGUUUGAACCAAACAUUUCCUCAAAGCCAAUACGUGGACUGGCUGAUGGAUGAUCUGCGUGAAUGGCGGCCUGACGACCCGACGGUGACUGCGCAACAUGCUCGGUGGAUAACGUUUCAACUCAUGACCAACUCAACCUCAUUUUCAGCAACGCUCUGGCAUGAAUUUCGUUCCGCAAACAUGGUGCAUAUCCUCCAGCUACUGCUCAGUCAAGGUGCUCUCGGUCGUGUUCAAAUUCUGUGGCGCCGCCAUGUGUGCCUCGAGUUAGUCGAAACGUUCGACGUCACAUUAUUGCCAUUGGAUCUACAUGCGGCCACUGUCACGAGUUGGAUUCAGCACGAGGUUCUACCUGCUUUUCAUCAUUACAAAGUUCCCAUCGAAAAACUGGCGCUUGAAAUUGUCGAACGAGCCAAGAUUAUUGCCACAGAAGGUGACAUUGAGGGUGCCUUGUUGUGGACCACCGUAGUUUGCCCCCAAGUCCUGCCGCCAGAGAGGCUGUGGAAGCAAUCAGCACUUGAAAAGGACGCCACCCGUCAUUUGCAUAUUCAGUUGCAACAACUCGUUCAUUUGGGUAAUCAAUUUGACUUCUACGUGUCGUUUGAAGCAUUUCAAGCGGCAACUGUCGCAGGCUUGGCUAUGGCUAUGCUAGAUCGCGUGCAACUGCCUGACAUGCUCCCUGCAGAACUAACCUCGCAUGUCGAGCCGUUCCUCGUCAUCGCUUCCAAUCUGACUCUAGACGACAUUUUGGUGGACUAUGUCUUGGAAAAGGCGGCGGAAAUCCCGUUUGACGUGAAGCGAUGCUGCAUUCUACUGGACAAGAUAGCGUCGCUGGAGAAACGAGCCAAGUCAGCCUUGGUCGUGUUGCAGUCGAUACCACUUCCGUAUUUACCAUCCAUGCUUGAACUUGCUGCAAACGCUGCCAACUGGUCAAGCGUGUUUCAAAUGGAGUUACAAGAGCAGCUUCGCUUGAUGCAACUGGAGGAACUCUUUCGCCAAUAUGGACUGAAAUAUGACAUUCAUGAUGCUCGGUUGCCCGCUCGAUUCUGCCGCUACUUGUGCACUCAAGUAGACAACCCACAGGCGUUUGGGGAUGCACUAAAUUUAGCUCAAGCGUCUCAUCAGCUCCGGAAGGAACGAGUGAUUGUUCAGCACAUGCAAAACGUUUUGCUUGCUUCUUGGAGUGACAAUCGAAGCAUUCAGCUCCUUCAGGCAAUCGAGGCAAUAGAGGCUCCUCGAAAGUGGGCCAUUGCUGCGGAAGUGGUACAGUUUGGCUUGAUGUACUUGGACACUUUACCACACAUGAGCCAUUUGCUGCUCGCUUUCGUGUCCCCACUGAUGGCACAAAAUCCAAUCCAUCGCGGGUUUGAGCGGGUGGUAAACUCGACGUUGCAACAUGCACUGCGCCAAGUGGACCAACUUCGAGCGCUGCAUAAUCUGCCCAUGUCAAUGAACACUUAUCAGUCGCCGUCGCAGCACCCAGAAUUGUUGGAAUCGCUCUUACAGCCGUGGUUGGACGCACUCAUUCAGCCUUCACCGUCCCUCAAGCGAAAGCGCAAUGCUCCAGGUGAAGGAGCUAGAGAAUCUCGGCCAAUGACGACCGAAGGAACCAAUGCGUUGACGAAAACUCAACAGUGUAGUCUGCUGCUGGGGAUGUCAACUUUCGACUUUCGCGCAUUUCUGGGGGUGCAAGCCGCGUCCAGGGGCGACAUCGACCAAGCCUUGCGCUUUGCUCGAAACACAAAUGCAACUGUCAUGAAACAAGUGGCAGUUGCGUUGUUGAGGUACAUGGUCGUGUCCAAGCAAGUCAACCAUCGGCGGCUGCGAAUCGCUCGUGAGCUACUUGUGGCUUGCACCACCCACGAUACCUGCUCAAGUAUGGACCAAGACGUGUCGCUGCUCAAACAAGUGUCUUUACUGUGCAUGAUAAACGAUCAUACGGCCGACCAGUCGGAUGCGCGCGACGAGCUGAUUCACACCUAUGUGCCUUGGCGGAUAUACGAGAAUUGGUACCGUGGAGCAGCCAUAACGCUCAACGCGUCAGUCAUCCCGCUUGCACUAUCGUACACCAUGGCACAACAGCUCUCGUCGGUUCACGAACACGUUCCAAGUGCCUCCAAGCAGCUCGUUUCGUAUUUGGUUGAAGUCCAAGCACCGCAACUUACUCUGUCGGUACUCUUGAACACAACGCAUGUUCCAGAGGAUACAUUCGAGGUGUUGGCCCAACAGCAAGACCUCAUGUUGUCACAGAUCUUGUAUUCCCACCAAAUCGAUCGUGACUUGGCAUUGGGGUACAUGCUCAGUAUGGACCAGCAAACUGCCUUUUCAGCGCUAAACAAACGCCUUGUGCGCGAAAACGUAUACAAUGACUUUGCCCGGUUGCAGCAGUUGGCCCAUCUCGGGUCUCAAGUCGCCCGGACGUGGCAGCAAAUUGGGUUUUUGCACAUUUGCACUGAGCUCGAGGUCAAUUCCAAGUGGUGGCAUCAUUUGAACUUGUUGGGGAUCACUUGCGACCAUAAAGCUUUUCGAAGCGACCGCCGCGACCAAAAAGCAAUCCAAGCUGUUGUUCCGCAACUGCUGGAAGCCACCAGUUUGGAUUUGUACUGCGCGUUGGAGUUUACGCGGCAAUACAAUAUUCCGGACAGCGUCCCGUGCUUGCUCUACGUAAAGGCAUUGCUUUUGUCGUCGAACGAUUAUACGAGUCGAAUUGUCGGUGUGUUGGAAGAUGUACACGAGCAUGAGCUCAUUCCAUUGUUGCUGAGCAUCCUGCCAAAGCUAGACGGGACAGACUAUGAUCGGCUCUUGUUUGUGUUCAACUUGCUCCAGAAAACAACCUACACCGAACAAGACGAAGUUCAAAAUCAUAUCCAAGUGCUGCAUUUCUUGAAACAUUUUACCCCAAAGUUAUCAUUUCACGCCAUAAUGUCCGACCCGUGGAGCGUACUCGAAGCCCAGUUGACAGCCGCCACAGUGGGGCAACUGGUAUCCCUCUGCUCUCCGCUCGACAUCGACGCAGACGAAAUGUACAUGCGACUGAUCAAGAAUAUGAUUGAAGGCGACAUAUCGUCGCUGUCUUUCGAGUUGUUCCGAGGAAUUUUGAACAAUUUCAGCGUGCUCAACCACAAGAUUACGACGGCGGAGUGGCUGAGUAAGAAAAUCUGUCAUGCGUCAUUCGCCAUCCCAGCCAUCGAAUUCGCCCUCGAAAUUAGUUUGUCACAGCCUGAUCAUCCCAAAACAACACGACUCCAGCAAACGUUGCUACAGUUGAAGACGGAAGAAAUCUGGAAUGCCAUGAGCCAGGAAUUUGACGGAGCUCCUCUCCCGGAGACGCCCCUUGACCCGAAAAAGCUCAUAGAGGCCAUCUAUUUCAAGUAUGGACAACAAGCGUGGUCCAUCCAAUCGAGCACGGUACACGACAAUGCGGCCAAAAUUGCGGCGUUGCACAACGCACCCUUGUCAAAAAUACAGCUGGAUAUCCGAUGGAAAUGGCUGACUGCUCGGCAUCAAAAACCUCCACAGAGUGUGUGGAGAUACGACGUGGAUGACGAGGAGCGAACUCGACUCGAUCGGCUCCUGUACAUCAGUUGGACGCACGACGUACAAGUUGUGCUGCAAGAACUAGUGAAGUAUGCUUGCGACCCUAUUCCUCGCGCUGGUUUGACGUACCGCGUCAAGUAUCGGGCGUUGCAAGUCGUGGAAUCUAUUGCGCAGUCGUUGCAAUUCCAAGCGGAUACGUUCCUCCCAGGUUCCAUGUCCGUAUCCCUGACAGAGCUCAAGCAGUCAUGUCGGCUGCUUGUGUUGUUUGAAGAACUACAAUAUCCCCACGCUCUGGCGUCGUUCCUAAAGUGCGACAAAGAGAGCCUUGUGCGCGGGCUGUGGCGCGAACACUACCAAGACCCCGCGGUGUUGGUGCUUAUCAGCGAACUCAUGGUGGCAUACUCGAUUGCAAACGAAUCCCUAUGGCAUCGUGUACUUGACCAAAUGGUGACACUGUCCAUGUUUCCGACGAUAUUUCACCUACUUCGAGUACUUGUGCGGCAAUUCCCCAGCGUGGAUUUGAAGCCGUUUUUUGAACAAGCCAUCAUGUGGCCGCUUCAAACUCUCGACCGCGACGUUCCCCCGGCACAUGUUGACCGCGUUCUCCAGGAUAUAGUGUUCCUUAUCCAGCAGUGCCCCUUCAUCGAUAGUCUCAAGAUUGCGGAAAUUGUACACCUGCUACACACGCUGUCCAUCCAGCUACCAGACAUUCGAAACCUCGCUCAUUAUGCUGUUCAAUGUGCCUUUGGUAUCCCCCAAGUCACGACUCGCACGACCCUGCUGUGUCAACUUUGCGAAUCCAAGGUCUCCUACGUCGAACCGAUUUUUGACUACUUAGCCAACUUGUCGCCAUUGGAAGUCAUCGACGCGGAUUUCUUCGUCAAUUACAUUUUGGAGCAUCCCAAAGCCCAAGAAACGCUGAUCCAGUCACGGCAUGGCCAAGCGUACUGCGAGACGGUCGCACGACUGGCAGAUACGACAGCAAUGGACCACGCCCUUGCAUUCUUACUUCAGCAUCACCGCUUGGAUGAUGCGAACGAAAUGAUUGCCCGGCAUUUGCGUCAAUUCCCGCAGAAAAAGCUCCAAGAAGCGCUAACGCCACUUCAAGACUACCUGCUUCAAACUACGUCUCCCACCCUGGCUCCAUUUCAGAUGCCAUCUGUGAACGAUGCCAACUCGCAAUGAGAGAUCAAAUACACUGACCUCACUGCCUCAACACCGAACGUCAUCUCAGUCUACUCAUCUUUACGUUUGAAGUUUGCCCAGUUGCACAGCGAGAUCCUAUCAAUGAACCUGAGUUCUACGUUAAUCCGAGCUGAAGCACUAUCAUCCA
Messenger RNA from Aphanomyces invadans, 6116 nucleotides. RefSeq lists its product as hypothetical. Gene Ontology annotation, biological process: protein localization to kinetochore involved in kinetochore assembly; mitotic spindle assembly checkpoint signaling; mitotic sister chromatid segregation. The record is from RefSeq and is a predicted model, not a curated record. Gene Ontology annotation, molecular function: small GTPase binding. Gene Ontology annotation, cellular component: kinetochore microtubule; cytoplasm; RZZ complex. Lineage: Eukaryota; Oomycota; Saprolegniomycetes; Saprolegniales; Verrucalvaceae. Bases 38 to 5968 code for a protein of 1976 amino acids. The transcript is spliced from 20 exons.